AGUAGUUGAGGAGGCAGCUAGAGAAUAUAUAUUCAUUCAUCCGUAGGGUAUUCUAUAUGAGGGAAACCAGUGUACAGACUAGAAACAACUGUACAUGUUACACCAUACAGAUAAAUACAUAACAAAUGAGGAUUGUACUUGGUUCCACAUCUAAGAGCCGGAAUGAACUCUUCAAGCUCGCUCUCCCGGAGGGUGUGCACCUCAUCGAUGAGCGCCUCAAUCCUGACAUCGACGAGAAAGCGAUUAGGCACACUGAUCCACAUAAACUAGUCUUGGCUAUCGCGAACGCUAAGGCUGAUGUCAUCGAGGCUCAAGCCAAACCACUGGCGGAUAUGAUGGUAACCGCAGACUCGGUUAUAGUAUUCGGAGACGCGAUACGAGAGAAGCCCGAGAGUGAAGCCCAGGCCAAAGAGUUUCUGCAGAGCUACGGCAAGACGGGCAUCCCGGCGAAGUGUACGACGGGUGUGGUAGUGACUAAUUUAAAGAAUGGUAAACGCGCCAGUGCCGUGGACGAGUCUUUGCAGUAUUUUGAUGAAAUUCCGGACGAAGUAGCGCAUCAGAUAAUUGAAGUGGGCGAGAUAAUGUUUUGCGCCGGAGGAUUUGUUCUGGAGGAACCGCUGAUAUACCCAUACAUUGGCAAGCGUGAGGGGGAGGAGGAAGCUGUCAGAGGCAUGCCUAUUGCGGCGACAAAGAAGCUCAUAAUAGACACAAUCGCAGCAAUGUGAGGUACAUCCGAGUAUGGGAUACUUCGCAAUCUGCUUUAGUGCGUAUCAUAACAGUAGCUGUGUCUGGUUUAUCGCGAAUCAAGUAGUGCAUUGCAGACCACUCUUCACGGAAACUUGUCAGAAAGAUAUCUGAAGUUUAUAGUAGAAACAUUAGUUAGUCGAGUAUAUGUAGACAUCGAUGGAUAAAUACUAGUCUCUAUUCUACGAGACAUGUACUACAUGCUAUUGCCACUCAAAGUUAAUAAGGACGCGCAUGUUGUAACUUUCUUGCACAAAAUGUGAGGAGCGUAGGUCAGGGGUAUUUUAAGUCUUUAUUGGCUUCACUUUUCAUUGAUUAAAGCUCUAAGCAUAUGAUUUUAGUCAUCAUACGCCUUGACAUAGCUCUAUAAGCUACGCAACAACGAGCAUGUCCCACUAUUCUUGACUAUAUAAGCCUUGCUCUGAUACAAUCACUGGACGUGUGGUUCAAGCCAUCGCACAUGUGGGGAUUCUUUCUUUGGCUUCCCUUUUCAUUGAUUAAAGCUCUGAGCGUAUGAUUUUACUCAUCAUACGACUCGGCAUAGCUCCACAAGCUACACACAACAACGAGCAUAUACCACAUUUCUGGCCAUAUAAGCAUUGCUCUGGUAGAAGUACUGAACGUGUGGUUCAAGCCAUCCCACGUGUGAGGAUUCUGCUACCAGCUGUAUUUUCUCUCUUAGUCCUACAACACUAUGCUCGAAGUGCUGAUGGUCGAUCGCCAUUCUCCAAAACAACUGCACCUAUGAUAUACAUUACAGCAAUUGACAUCCUAGACUGAGCCAACGUGCAACAGGUAUUGGUCUCGCACAUAUCGGUCUCCUAUAUCGAGCUGACUUCUUAUAAGUAAUAUAUUUAGGCACUGGGCCUAGAUAUAUGUCAUCAUACGUCUCACUAUCAUUCUCCGAGCCAAACUGUAUAGAGCUUGGUCCGUCUACUCUGCACCGCCACUGACUAGGGACUCUGCCUUGCCGGUAUUUAAAUCGAACUGUCGAACAUCCUUUCUUCGUACCGGCAAAAGUUUACAGCCAUUCUUAGGUACGGUUAUGAUAUGGAAAGCGAUU
Molecule: messenger RNA, 1807 nt
Organism: Sphaeroforma arctica JP610
Lineage: Eukaryota; Ichthyosporea; Ichthyophonida
Product: maf-like protein
Exons: 5
Coding region: 126-725 (199 amino acids)
Molecular function (GO): nucleoside triphosphate diphosphatase activity
Source: RefSeq, a predicted model, not a curated record